AUGAAAAAACAGGAAGCAUCACUGUGCGCUCAACAUGCCCUCAAUAUGCUGCUGCAAGGCUCUUAUUUCACUGCAGCUGAUUUAGCUGAAAUCGCUUCCGAUGUCGAUAGGCGUGAGGGCAGCGUUAUGAAUGUGCGCGAUGCGAUAAGCCAAAAUAUGGACGAUUCUGGGUUCUUUUCAGUGCAGGUAAUCGCAGAAGCACUUAAAGUUUUUGGCCUGGAACUGGUUUCUCUGAGCAGUCCUCGUGCAACAUCGUAUCGCGAUAAUCCAACGCAGGGCCGAGCGUACAUAUGCAACUUGGAUGAACAUUGGUUCACGGUUCGUCGACUCGGCUUUCAGUGGUUUGCCUUGAAUUCGCUGUUGCCAACGCCGCGCCUGAUCUCGGACACAUAUCUCAGCCUAUAUUUUGCUCAGUUAAUCAAUGAAGGUCUCGUUGGUCAGGUGUGA
Molecule: messenger RNA, 447 nt
Organism: Gongylonema pulchrum
Lineage: Eukaryota; Metazoa; Nematoda; Chromadorea; Rhabditida; Gongylonematidae
Source: the annotation of a GenBank genome assembly